AUGAAUAAGGGCUGGCUGGAGCUGGAGAGCGACCCCGGUCUCUUCACACUCCUCGUCGAAGAUUUUGGGGUCAAGGGAGUGCAGGUUGAAGAGAUUUAUGAUCUGCAGAGCAAAUGCCAAGGCCCUGUGUAUGGGUUCAUCUUCCUGUUCAAGUGGAUUGAGGAGCGCAGAUCACGCCGGAAGGUCUCUACCCUGGUGGAUGAGACGUCGGUGAUCGACGAUGACAUCGUUAAUAACAUGUUCUUUGCUCAUCAGCUGAUCCCCAAUUCCUGUGCCACCCAUGCCCUGCUGAGCGUCCUCCUGAACUGCAACAAUGUCGACCUGGGCCCCACGCUGAGCCGCAUGAAGGAUUUCACCAAAGGAUUCAGCCCUGAGAGUAAAGGCUAUGCCAUCGGCAAUGCCCCAGAGCUGGCCAAGGCCCAUAACAGCCAUGCCAGGCCGGAGCCACGGCACUUGCCAGAAAAGCAGAACGGUAUCAGCGCUGUGCGAACCAUGGAGGCUUUUCAUUUUGUCAGUUAUGUCCCCAUCAAGGGACGGCUGUUUGAGCUGGAUGGGCUCAAGGUCUAUCCCAUUGACCACGGGCCGUGGGCUGACGAUGAGGAAUGGACGGACAAAGCCAGGAGAGUAAUCAUGGAGCGCAUCGGCCUGGCCACUGCAGGGGAGCCGUACCACGACAUCCGCUUCAACCUGAUGGCGGUGGUGCCUGAUCGGAGGAUGAAGUACGAGUCCAAACUGCACAUCCUGAAGAUGAACCGCCAGACUGUGCUGGAGGCCUUGCAGCAGCUUAUCCGAGUAACUCAGCCUGAGCUGAUCCAGACCCAGAAGUCUCAGGAGUCUCAGCCUCCUGAAGAGGCAAAGCCAGCCAGCAGCAAGACCGUGACUCCAGAGAGCACCCAUUCAGACAGCACCGAUGAGCCCGCCAGCCAGGGCCACCCUGUAGCCACGCAGAGCCCACCCAACAAAUCCAAACUGGUGGCAAAGACGUCGGCGAGCAGCAUCAACGGGGCGCCUCCAGCAAACCCCAACCCCAUCGUGCAGAGGUUGCCAGCCUUCCUGGAUAAUCACAACUACGCCAAGUCCCCCAUGCAGGAGGAGGAAGACCUUGCGGCAGGAGUGGGUCGCAGCCGGGUCCCAGUCCGACAGCACCAGCAGUACUCGGACGAUGAGGAUGACUACGAUGAUGAUGAGGAGGAGGAAGUUCGUAACACCAACUCGGCUAUCAGGUACAAAAGGAAAGGGCAGGUAAAGCAAGAGCACGUGGCGGGGGCUGCGGAUGGCCAGCUCUCCAUCCUCCAGCCCAACACCAUCAACGUCCUGGCUGAGAAGCUGAAGGAAUCUCAAAAGGAUCUUUCCAUUCCCCUGUCCAUCAAGACGAGCGGCGGGGGCGCCGCCGUGGCGGUGGUCACCCACUCCCAGCCCUCUCCCACCCCCAGCAACGAGAGCACGGACACCGCCUCCGAGAUCGGCAGCGCCUUCAACUCCCCGCUGCGCUCUCCCAUCCGCUCGGCCAACCCCACCCGCCCCUCCAGCCCCGUCACCUCCCACAUCUCCAAGGUGCUCUUCGGCGAGGAGGACGGCCUGCUGCGCGUCGACUGCAUGCGCUACAACCGGGCUGUCAGGGACCUGGGGCCCGUUAUCAGCACCGGGCUGCUGCACCUCACAGAGGACGGCGUGUUCUGCCCGCUGGCUGUUGCAGAUGGGGGGAAAAGCUCCCCCCCUUCCAUCAAACUCGGUGAAGAGGCCCCGGUCACAAUCAAACUGGACGAGAAGGAGGGCAGUGAGGCCAGUGACAGCAAAGAGAAGGUGGGACUUGGCAGGACCAGUGAUCACCCUGGGGGGGAAAAGUAUUCUCCCAAGGAGCUGCUGGCAUUGCUGAAGUGCGUGGAGGCAGAGAUUGCGAACUACGAGGCCUGCCUGAAGGAGGAGGUGGAGAAGAGGAAGAAAUUCAAGAUCGAUGACCAGAGGAGAACCCACAACUAUGACGAGUUCAUCUGUACCUUCAUCUCCAUGCUGGCCCAGGAAGGCAUGCUGGCAAGCCUCGUGGAGCAGAACAUCUCCGUCCGCAGGCGGCAGGGAGUCAGCAUCGGCCGUCUGCACAAGCAGAGGAAGCCAGACCGCCGGAAACGCUCCCGCCCGUAUAAAGCCAAGCGUCAGUAGCCUGGGAGUCAAGACUGUGAGAAGAAGCAGCUGGGCUUUGUGGCUUUGGGCAGUGGCACUUGGAUCUGUGUUACCCUUUGCCCAAGGAAGAGGGACCACGGCAGCAAGCCCUUGGCUGAGGUGGAGCCUGGGGACAAAGAGAAAUGGGCUUUUCCUCUGAGCCUGAGUUGUGAAAGGCGGGAACACGUUGUCUUGAGGGGAGUCCCUGCAGCUGCAGCAGAAGGCAGGCUGGAGUGCCCACCUGCCUGACUGUGCCACAGCAGCGCCCAGAUGCUGUGGGCCUGUGUCUUGGCCGUGUCUCGGCGCUGUGGCUGAGGUCUGCGGCAGGAGGGGAGAGCCCACCCGGCCGGUGGCGGGUCUGGCAUUAUGGGAACACCGGCGAUGCUGACGCGAGGCUGUGCUGGCCGCAGCUGGCUGUGGCUUGUGUCCUCCUGCAUCCAGGCCUUGAGCUCUGCGCUUCCCCAGGACGUUUGUGUCUGUGUUUUCUAUCCCUCUCCCUCCCUUCCCCAAACUUUGGUUCUGACCCACGCUUUGGCUGUUGCUGAGCGAGGCAGCUCCUGGACAGAGCCCAUUCUCCUGCACCCUGCCCAGUUCCCAGAGCUGGCCAAUGCGUGGCCAGGCAGCUCCUGCCUUGCCUUGCCCUCACUGCUCUGGGGCCAGCAACAGCCCCUGCCAGUGCAGCCAGGCUCCCUGGUGGGCCUUGGCAGCUCUAUUGCCGGGUGAGGACGGGUGGGCUCAUCCCUGGAGCUGGGCCUUGU
Molecule: messenger RNA, 2915 nt
Organism: Gymnogyps californianus (California condor)
Lineage: Eukaryota; Metazoa; Chordata; Aves; Accipitriformes; Cathartidae
Gene: BAP1
Product: BRCA1 associated protein 1
Exons: 17
Coding region: 1-2157 (718 amino acids)
Biological process (GO): protein deubiquitination; ubiquitin-dependent protein catabolic process
Cellular component (GO): cytoplasm
Molecular function (GO): cysteine-type deubiquitinase activity
Source: RefSeq, a predicted model, not a curated record